AUGCGGGCCCUGUCGACGCAACUCCCUUCCGUCGUUUCCCCACUUCCGCAAUUUUCCCCCUUUCCGACAUUUCCCCCCUUUCCGACAUUUCCCCCUUUCCGCCAUUUCACCCCCUUCCGCCAUUUCCCCCCUUUCCGCCAUUUCUCCACCUUCCGCCAUUUCCCCCCUUUCCGCCAUUUCCCCCCCUUCCACCAUUUCCCCCUCUUCCCCAUUUCCCCCUAUCCCCCUCUUUUUCCCUCCCCCCCUCUUUUUCCCUCUCCCCCUCUUUUUCCCUCUCCCCCUCUUUUUCCCUCUCCCCCUCUUUUUCCCUCUCCCCCGCAUCUCUCCCCCACCUCCAGCGUUCCGCCUGGAACUCCCGAGUCUCUUCGCGUGCCAUCGCAAGCCGCUCCGUUCCGCCUGGGUCUGCCGAGCCUCUUCGCGUACCACCGCAAGCCGCUCGUGUCGAAGCAGGGAACGAGCUUCGCGACUGCCGCGGCUGGCGCGCGAAACUGGGUGUACGCGGGGAAGACCCGCAGCCUACAGACCCAGAUAGCGUACAUGCAGGAGUACAAGGACAAGCGCCAGAACAACCCGCAAGUGAUGCUUGACCAAUCGCUGAUUAUGAUUAGCGCGGGAACCAACGAUUACGUGUUGGCGCUUCUCGGGCAGUCGGGCGGGCAGAGCGUGGAGCAGGUGCUGUCUGCUACUACAGGAGCGAUAGUCAAAGCAGUGCAGGACCUCAACGCAAUGACCAAGACCACCAAGAUCGUGGUGUUCGACGUGCCGCCUCUCGGCUGCAUCCCAGCCGUUCGUUACUUCAAGAAGACCCCCGCGGGGCAGUGUGACGCGGCAGCGAAUAAGUUAGCGGACCAGCACAACACAGGCGUGAGGGCAAAGCUGGACAAGCUGAGGCAGCAGGGGGUGACCAAUUUGAUACUCUUCAAACAGAGCACCGUGUACCGAGUCAAGGGCACCACUGCAGGUGGUUUCAUUGACAAGACGUCGGUUUGCUGCGAGGGUAAAACACCCAGCGGAAAGCUGAUAGCCUGCGGGCAGACAAUAAAAGAGGGUGGUAAGAGCUACAGUGCUACGGCGUGCAAGGACCCGACUAAGAAGGAUUCUCGCGACCUGUCCCCUCUUUCCCCCCUUCUCUCCCCCGCUCCCCCCUUUCUCCCGCCCCCGGCUCCUCCGCUCCCUUUCCCCCCAUUUCCCCCCUUUCCCCCUCUCCCUUCCCCUCCCUCUCCCAGUCUGCUUGUUCUCUUCUAG
Molecule: messenger RNA, 1245 nt
Organism: Closterium sp. Naga37s-1
Lineage: Eukaryota; Viridiplantae; Streptophyta; Zygnematophyceae; Desmidiales; Closteriaceae
Source: the annotation of a GenBank genome assembly